Molecule: messenger RNA, 2631 nt
Organism: Lodderomyces beijingensis
Lineage: Eukaryota; Fungi; Ascomycota; Pichiomycetes; Serinales; Debaryomycetaceae
Source: the annotation of a GenBank genome assembly
AUGAAACUGCUGUUGCUAGGGAUAUUGGCCCUCGUGUUGACUGUCGUUAAUUCGGUGCUUGUUGAAAACGCCUUCUCCACCAGUGAGUCCAUAAACUACUUGUACCAGACGCCGUUAUCCAACAUUCACGUACUAGGUGGCAAGUUGGUCGUGGCAACAAACAAAAAGGGUCAAUUGCAAGGUGUAGAUGCUUUACACAGCGGAGUUUUACGAUGGAGACUAAACCCAGAGGUGACAAGAGACCACCAAUUGUUGUUCACCAGUGAUAGAGUAUACGCGUGGAGCGGAACUACGCCGGAGAUUCUUGAGACUGACAACCAGGGCAGUAUUGCCCUGCGUGAGGUUGAAUUUCAGCCACGGCAAUUGUACGCUAGUCAAUUGGGAGAGUUGUUUGUGUUGGACACAUCGAGCAAUUUGCACUAUCUUGGCGGUAAUGACAAGGAAAAGGACAAGGACAAGACGUUAGUUCUUCAUGCCGAUGUUUCGCGAGUCGACUUGGAUUAUGCUGGAGGCUCAACCCACGUGAUAGUCAAUUGCAACAAACUCCUCAUUCUCUCGCCAGAGGGCGAGAUCAAGCUUCAAAAAGACGUCAACUUGGGGUCGAUCAAGGAGUUCAAGUCGGGCGUGGUCAUUACUGAAAACGACCAGAUUUUCAAGUAUGAACUGCGCGCAAAAAAUUUCAAAAGGGUCGAGAAUAACGAAUACAACAACUUGGCGGUGAUCAACAGCGAGUAUUUGUACGCUACGCUGUCCGAUGGAAUAAAGAUCAUUUCCAUUGCCAAGAGGGCUCAUGAAGUGCACCAUUUACCGGCUGCUGCCAAUUGCAAGCUAUUUGCUACUCCUUUCAACGCAUUUUUGGUGGCUUCAAACAAUCUCAACAGGAUUGUAUAUGACAUGAGUGACUUUUUGUAUACCCAUGACGCAAAAAGCAUCAAAAAGAUUCAAUUCAAGUUGCGGGAGAAUUUCCCCUUGGAGUUUUUGGUUGAGGCAGGUGGUGAGAAGAACGAGAAACUAGGUUUGCUUUUCCUAAAUGAUGAUCUUGUUGGAGAAUUAGUGAGUUUGUUAGACGGAGAAAGAAUUAAGAUUAUCUCCUCGCCAAAAUCUCAAGCGUCAUCACGGAGCCACCAAUAUCUUCUCAUUGACCAGCCAAAGUCCAAACAACUCAAGGAUGAUGUUGAGCUUUUCACCAAGGAAACCGAUGGCGCGUUGGUGUUUACGCAUUGGAUCCAGCGCACUCUCAGGCAUUUGCGCGAAUUGGGCCACUUUGUUGUCCAUUUCAAGGAUUGGUACUACUCGGAUGAAGUGAGUGAAGCUUUCGACAAGCUAGUUGUCUUUUAUGAAGAAGACCGCAAGUCGCUUGUUGCCUUGCAUUCGCACGAGGACGCUGUCUUUUGGGAUGUUCCGUUGACGGGCCAAAUUGGAGAUUUCAUCACCAUCAAGCAAGUUAUCGAAAACGACGCACCUUAUUUGGUUGUGUUAUUCGCAAACAGCAUUCACUUGAUUGAUCCUGAAACUGGUGUUCAAAUAGACUCCAAGCCCGUGAAAAAUGCGGUCGAUGUCAUGCCGCUUGACGUGAAUGUUGCUAUAGAAUGUGGCUCCAAUUUCCAAUUAUUGGCACCAUUGAGUGAAGAUGUGUAUUUGAAGAAAAUCGAAGAGGGAAGAAUUGCUGGACAUGUGAUACCAAAAGGGUCAACAGAGUCCAUUGAGACCUGGUCCAAUCUUUUAAAUGAGCCGAUUAUCAAAGUCGAAAGCAUCCCGCUGAAUUCGAAAGUUUCAACGGUGGGGAUCCCCUUGCAUGACAAGUCUGUUAUUUACAAGUACCUCAACCCCAAUCUCAUCUCGGUGUUGACAUUUGAAGAGAGGUUGAAAUUGUAUCUCAUCGACGGUAUCUCGGGUGAUUUAUUGUACACAUAUGCGCAUCCAUCAGCAGAGCUCGUAGACCCCGAGUCAAUCAAUCUUGUUAUGGAUGACAAUUGGCUUGUUUACACCUUUUUCACAUACCAACCGCGACUCGAGCAAAGGAUCAACGCCAUCGAUCUUUUCAAUUCCAAAUUGCCCACACCCGAGACAACCAAUUCCACAAUUGCUAAAAUCUACGCCAAGUCGUUCAUUUACCCUGAGCGGAUCUUGGAGAUUGCAUCGACGCAAUCGAAUCAUGGCAUCACGUUGAAAUCGAUAGUUGCAUUUACCGAGUCGGGCAACUUGAUCGAAUUGCCUAAAUUUGUGUUGAAUUCACGUAGACCUGAACACCAAAUGCAAGCGAAGGAAUAUCAAGAUGAUUUCAGAUUGAUGCCAUACGACCCAGUGAUCCCUAAAAACAAUUACCAAACUUUGAACCACAAGUAUAAAUUAGAUUACGACGAGGAAAAAGGGGGUCAAUCAAGUGCGGGCAAGAUCAUGAUCCGGCCCACGGCGUAUGAAAGUACCGCCGUGGUGUGUUUUUACAAUGACCAAAAUCAAUUCUGCACCAUUGUCCAACCUAGUUCAUCUUUUGAUCUCCUCGGUAAGAAAUUUGAAAAGUUAAAGUUGGUUGGUACGAUCAUUGUUUUGUUGAUUGCGUAUAUCGCGACUAAACCGUAUGUCGCAGAUAAGAAAUUGAAAUCUCAAUGGCUAGAUUAUAGAAAGAAAUAA